Molecule: messenger RNA, 922 nt
Organism: Conger conger (European conger)
Lineage: Eukaryota; Metazoa; Chordata; Actinopteri; Anguilliformes; Congridae
Gene: nkiras1
Product: NFKB inhibitor interacting Ras-like 1
Exons: 4
Coding region: 199-777 (192 amino acids)
Biological process (GO): canonical NF-kappaB signal transduction
Molecular function (GO): GTP binding; GTPase activity
Source: RefSeq, a predicted model, not a curated record
CGCAUGCGUACACCUACACACGAAGCCUCCUGAUGCGGAAACGUCAUCGCAGCCGCAAUAACACAGCAUGGAAACUCGGUAGCGCGGAGGAGAUAACAUCAGACUUUGCAGUUCGGCUUACUCCAUAAAACCAAAUAGAUCAGAUCUUGUUUCUUGCGUUUGAGAUAGCGAACACUGUAGCAAGGUCGCCGCGUUGCCAUGGGGAAGGGGUGCAAGGUGGUGGUGUGCGGCUUGGCUUCGGUUGGCAAGACUGCGAUCCUGGAGCAGCUUCUGUACGGGAAUCACACUGUCGGCUCGGAGCCCAGCGAGACGGUGGAGGACGUGUACGUGGCGUCGGUGGAGACGGACCGCGGGGUGAGGGAGCAGGUGCGGCUGUACGACACCAGGGGCCUCCAGGACACGCUGGAGCUGCCCAAACACUACUUCUCCGUGGCAGACGGGUUCGUUCUGGUCUACAGCGUGGACAGCCUGGAGUCCUUCAGGAGGGUGGACCUCCUCAAGAAGGAGAUCGACAAGUCCCGCGACAAGAAGGAGGUGGCCGUCAUCGUGCUGGGGAAUAAGACAGACCUGCGGGAGCGCAGGCAGGUGGAGGUGCAGAUGGCGCAGGGCUGGGCGCGAGGGGAGAAGGUGAAGCUCUGGGAGGUGAGCGUGACCGAGAGAUCCUCGCUGAUCGAACCCUUCACCGUCCUCACCAGCCGCCUCACCCAGCCGCAGAGCAAGUCCGCCUUCCCCCUGCCCGGCCGCAAGAGCAAGGGCACCCCCUCCAACGACAUCUGAGCCCCCUCCAGCGCCCGCCAUCACGGCUCUGAGUGAGGGGCUUACGGCAGCGCUGAUAGAGGGUGGGCGGGGGAGGGCGGCCAUUUUGUGACACAAGCACAUUACACUACAGAUAGAAGGGGAGGGAGGGGGUGGAGAGGGUGGU